Molecule: messenger RNA, 990 nt
Organism: Cheilinus undulatus (humphead wrasse)
Lineage: Eukaryota; Metazoa; Chordata; Actinopteri; Labriformes; Labridae
Gene: or55e1
Product: odorant receptor, family 55, subfamily E, member 1
Exons: 1
Coding region: 1-990 (329 amino acids)
Biological process (GO): G protein-coupled receptor signaling pathway
Cellular component (GO): membrane
Molecular function (GO): olfactory receptor activity; G protein-coupled receptor activity
Source: RefSeq, a predicted model, not a curated record
AUGUCGGAGCCGUCUCUGGCCAGGAACUUCUCCCACAGCACCUUUGUGUUUAGAGGAUUUCCUGAGUUGCACCAACACCGCCAGCUGCUGGCGCUGCCGUUCUGCGUGUCCUACCUGCUGGUGCUGCUGGGAAACUCUCUGCUGGUGUACGUGAUCCACAGCGUGGAGAGUCUGCACAGCCCCAUGUACCUGCUCAUCUGCACACUCUGCAUCGUCGACAUCCUUGUGGUGACCACCAUCAUCCCCAACAUGCUGCUCAGCCUCCUCUUCAACUUGGACCAGAUCUCAUUGGCUGGCUGCUUGACUCAGAUGUUCUUUACCCACUUCCUGUCUUCACUGGAAUCCACGCUGCUGUUGGCGAUGGCGUUGGAUCGUUACGUGGCUGUCUGCCUGCCGCUGCGCUACGCCAAAAUCAUUGACACGUCCAUGUUUGUGAAGCUGCUGCUCUUUACUCUGGUCCGCAGCGGCUCCAUUAUGACCACGCUAGUGGGGCUGGCGGGCUCACUGCACUUCUGUGGUUCCAACACCAUCCAACACGGCUAUUGUGACCACAUGGCACUGGUAAGCCUCGCAUGCGGUAGCACAGAGAAAAACAGUGCGGCGGGCCUGGCUGUGAUCAUCUGCUUUGUGGGCAUUGACAUCCCUCUAAUCUUCUUCUCCUACAUGAAGAUUCUGAGCGUCGUCCUGAGGGCGGCGGCUGCCGGGGAGGACCGCUGGAGGGCCUUUCACACAUGUGGCACUCACCUGAUCGUCAUGAUGUGUUUCUACCUAGUGGGGACUGUCACGUUCCUCUCUCGCAUUCUGAAGAUUCCCAUACCAACGGACGUCAACACGUUCAUGGGGCUCAUGUACAUCCUGUUCCCCGCCACCGUCAAUCCCGUCAUCUACGGCGUCCGGACCAAAGAAAUACGGAAUGGUUUUUUGAGGAUUUUCAAACUCAGAGCAAAGAAAAGGAUGACAGUGAAGGUUUCUCCUGCAGUUACAGCAUGA